AUAAAAAAGGGAUGAAAAAUGGAACGACAACUACCGAUUCGCACAACAGAAAAAAGGUCGUUGUGGCGACCGAUGGCGACGCCGGCCGCCAGCGGCAGUGGGACGGCGAAGGCCGUGGUGGCGGAGCAGAUCUCGCAGGCGGUGCAGUCCACCUCCAACCUCCUCCACCUCAUGCAACAAUCUUCUCCUGCCCAGGCACAACUCAUUAAGCUUCCCAAGAAUCUUUUGGCAAAGGUUUCCACCAUCAAGAACACAGAACAGGUUUUAGAGCAGAUGCCAAGGGUAAUAUCAUCUCUGGAUGCAUACAUGGAAAAUGGGUUGCAAAAUGUUCCACAUCUGAAGACCGUGGUUCAGUUACUAGCAAAUAUGGAAAGUAGCCAGCUUAGUACGUUGUCCCGAACCAAUCCUCUCGAGAAGGAACUUGAAUCAGGAAACCAAUCUGAAGGGAGAGAUUAAUAGAACUUAUGUUGCUUGGGAAGUUCACCUCAGAAUCUGAUCGUUUCUUGAAGAAUUAGUGGAAGUUUUAGACUGAUCAUCCGUCCUUAAUUUCAUCAUACAAGCUGUAUAUCUUCUUGGAGUCUUCCUGGUAAUCAAAUAACAAAUGAUGUUCCAUCUUCUGAUGAACUGGAGGAAGCUUUAAUGCUUAAGUCAAUGUGCCCAAAUUUCAGAUCUCACCCUUGUCCAAGGAAUUCAAGGUUAGACUAUUAAUUGUUGAUUAACGAUUGUUUCCGUGUAAUGUAUGUGUACACAUUUUUGGCUUGUAAUUUUUGUUUUACAUCUUUGACAAAUCCAAAUUUUGCCAAAUGUUCAAAGUGAUGCAUCUUUUUAUUCUCUUCAUUUAAACUACUGUAUUCUAGUUUUCUUACUA
Molecule: messenger RNA, 868 nt
Organism: Lotus japonicus
Lineage: Eukaryota; Viridiplantae; Streptophyta; Magnoliopsida; Fabales; Fabaceae
Product: tobamovirus multiplication protein 2B
Exons: 5
Coding region: 19-456 (145 amino acids)
Source: RefSeq, a predicted model, not a curated record